GUCCCCUGUCCGGACCCCGCCCCGACCAGGUCCAGCACCGCCCAACGGCAAGUUAAGAGCCCCCCAGUGCCAGACGCUCCAGACAGACUGCCACUCUUGGGGGGCAAGAGUUGGUUGUCGUCAUGGCGACGGCGCUGAUGGCUGUGGUUCUGCGGGCAGCUGCUGUAGCCCCGAGGCUGAGAGGCCGGGGAGGCACUGGGGGCGCCCGAAGGCUGAGCUGUGGCGCACGGCGGCGGGCGGCGAGUGGCACCAGCCCGGGGCGCCGGCUCAGCACCGCCUGGUCGCAGCCCCAGCCCCCGCCCGAGGAGUACGCGGGCGCGGACGACGUCUCCCAGUCGCCCGUCGCCGAGGAGCCGUCGUGGGUGCCGAGUCCCACGCCCCCGGUGCCCCACGAGUCCCCAGAGCCUCCUUCGGGCCGCUCGCUGGUGCAGCGGGACAUCCAGGCCUUCCUGAACCAGUGCGGGGCCAGCCCUGGGGAGGCGCGCCACUGGCUCACGCAGUUCCAGACCUGCCACCACUCCGCGGACAAGCCCUUCGCCGUCAUCGAGGUGGACGAGGAGGUGCUCAAGUGCCAGCAGGGCGUAUCCAGUCUGGCCUUUGCCCUGGCCUUCUUGCAGCGCAUGGACAUGAAGCCGCUGGUGGUCCUGGGGCUGCCGGCCCCUACGGCUCCCUCGGGCUGUCUUUCCUUCUGGGAGGCCAAGGCGCAGCUUGCCAAGAGCUGCAAGGUGCUGGUAGACGCGCUUCGACACAACGCCGCCGCUGCUGUGCCAUUUUUUGGCGGCGGGUCUGUGCUACGCGCUGCCGAGCCGGCUCCCCAUGCCAGCUACGGCGGCAUCGUCUCGGUGGAGACAGACCUGCUGCAGUGGUGCCUGGAGUCGGGCAGCAUCCCCAUCCUGUGCCCCAUCGGGGAGACGGCCGCGCGCCGCUCCGUGCUUCUCGACUCCCUAGAGGUAACCGCGUCGCUGGCCAAGGCGCUGCGGCCCACCAAAAUCAUCUUCCUCAAUAACACAGGCGGCCUGCGCGACAGCAGUCAUAAGGUCCUGAGUAACGUGAACCUGCCCGCCGACCUGGACCUGGUGUGCAACGCCGAGUGGGUGAGCACAAAAGAACGGCAGCAGAUGCGGCUCAUCGUGGACGUGCUCAGCCGCCUGCCCCACCACUCCUCGGCCGUCAUCACCGCCGCUAGCACGCUGCUCACUGAGCUCUUUAGCAACAAGGGGUCCGGGACCCUGUUCAAGAACGCCGAGCGAAUGCUACGGGUGCGCAGCCUGGACAAGCUGGACCAGGGCCGUCUAGUGGACCUGGUCAACGCCAGCUUCGGCAAGAAGCUCAGGGACGACUACCUGGCCUCGCUGCGCCCGCGGCUGCACUCCAUCUACGUCUCCGAGGGGUACAACGCCGCCGCCAUUCUGACCAUGGAGCCCGUCCUGGGGGGCACCCCCUACCUGGACAAAUUUGUGGUGAGCUCCAGCCGCCAGGGCCAAGGCUCCGGCCAGAUGCUGUGGGAGUGCCUGCGGCGGGACCUUCAGACACUUUUCUGGCGCUCCCGGGUCACCAACCCCAUCAAUCCCUGGUACUUCAAACACAGUGAUGGCAGCUUCUCCAACAAGCAGUGGAUCUUCUUCUGGUUUGGCCUGGCUGAUAUCCGGGACUCCUAUGAGUUGGUCAACCACGCCAAGGGAUUGCCAGACUCCUUUCACAAGCCAGCUUCUGACCCAGGCAGCUGACCCUCACCAUGGACACUACAGGCCCUGGAAUGGCCAGGGUGGACCAAAAGCCAUGCCAGCUGGGCAUGACCCCAGGCAGCCAGCCACAGGCUGAAGGGGGCUUGUUGGCUGAGUGAUCUGCAGAGGAGAAAGCAGCCCCAGCUCUGCCCAGAGGAGGCGCUGAAGUGGGACAAGCACAGGAAAGAAGGGGACCAGUCUAGGACCCCAACUCGACUCACUCUAAAGCCACAACCAAAUGGCCUUUGAUUUUCAACCUGGGGACUAGGGGAGGGGAGGGUGCCUUCCAGGGCUCUACUCAGGACUAACCCUAAGGGUGGGCUAGUUUCUGUGCCUCUGUGCUAUGUUUUGAGGCUCCCUUACCCAAAAUAAUACCCCUGCCUGCGUGAUAUUCUACCAUUCAUUUUAAUUCCUUUGGGUCUUGCAGUUUUUCAGGAGUCCUUGAUUAAAAUGCAAAUACUUGUCUGAGAGUCAGCUUACACUUGAAAGAAAAUUAGAAGUGACCCCAUGGGAGCAAGAUUUUUUUUUUUUUUUUAAAGACAGGAUCUUGCUCUGUUACCAAGGCUAGAGUACAGUGGUGCAAUCACAGCUCACUGCAGCCUUGACCUCCCAGGCUCAAGCAAUCCUCCCAUGUCAGCCUCCUAAAUAAGCUGGUACCACAGGCAUGCACCACCACACCUGGCUCUCUUUUUUUUUGGUAGAGACGAGGUCUCACUAUGUUGCCAAGGCUGCUCUCAAACUCCUGGGCUCAAGCAAUCCUCCCUGCUUGGCCUCCCAAAAUGCUAGGAUUACAGGCUGGGAGCAAGAUCUUGAGGGCUGGGGAAUCAGGGGACUCCUGGAGGGAGUAGAAGACUUCUAUGAUGAAUGCUGCCACCAUCUCCCUCCCAGAGAUUAGGAAGCAUCCUCCCUUCCACAGACCAGGCCACAGCAGCCCCAGCUCCCCUUGCCUGUGAGUGCCUCCACCCACAGCUCCCUUUCUAGGCUGGGCUCACAGCCAGACCCAGGCAUCAGUGGUGGACCGUUUACCUGCAAGAGCCCAGAGAAGUUAAAAGAUGGCUUUGGCUUAAAAGCUCAAACUUGGACGUUUUCCCCUAGGCCCUACUAGUGGUUGUGUCCAGUCUCUACAGGACUCGAUGGGCAGAAAUCCAAAGCCCAGGGGUUUCAUUUGACAUUUUUUGAAGCUCCAUAAUGUAGCAGGCACCAUACCGGCUGCUGCUGGGGUGACUUUCUGGCAGACACAUAGACAAGAAGGGAGAAGGUCGCCGGAUGCGGUGACUCACGCCUGUAAUCCCAGCACUUUAGGAGGCCGAGGCGGGUGGAUCACGAGGUGAGGAGAUCGAGACCAUCUUGGCUAACACAGUGAAACCCCGUCUCUGCUAAAAAUACAAAAAAUUAGCUGGGCGUGGUGGCGGGCGCCUGUAGUCCCAGCUACUCAGGAGGCUGAGGCAGGAGAAUGGCGUGAACCUGGGAGGCGGAACUUGCAGUGAGCCGAGACCGCACCACUGCACUCCAGCCUGGGCGACAGAGCGAGACUCCAUCUCAAAAAAAAAAAAAAAAAAAAAAAUUAGCCAGGCAUGGUGGCGGGCACCUGUAAUCCCAGCUACUCAGGAGGCUGAGGCAGGAGAAUCACUUGAACCCGGGAGGCAGAGGUUGCAGUGAGCCGAGAUCACACCACAGCACUCCAGCCUGGGUGACAGCGAGACUCUGUCUCAAAAAAAACAAAAAACAAAAAGCAAACAAACAAAAAAAAAAACUGUAGUCCCAGCUACUCGGGAGGCUGAGGCAGGAGAAUGGCAUGAACCCGGGAAGCGGAGCUUGCAGUGAGCAGAGAUCGCGCCACAGCACUCCAGCCUAGGUGACAGAGCAAGACUCCGUCUCAAAAAAAAAGGGAGAAGGUCAACAGGGAGACCAUCAUGGCACAGUAGGGGCUGGAAUAGAGCAGCCUCUGUCUCCCCUCAGGAGAUGGGUCACAGUGAGUACAUAUCUGGACUUCGCCAUUAGACAGACCUGACCUGGAAUCCAGCUCUGUGGGCUGGAUUUGCUCUGUGGCUUGACCGAAACUGCUUAUCCUCUCUGAGCCUCCAUUUCCUUCAUGUAUAAAGUGUAAAAUAUUCCACUUCACAGUGGACACUUCACAGUUCUCUCCCUCUAGCUGCUCUCACCAAAGAUGUCUUCAUAAGAACCAGCUCCAAAUGGGGAGAAAAAGACAACCUACAACAAGAGGGACUGAGGUGAGGGAUCGAAAGCAUAUAGUAAAAUGAGGAUUUUGAGAUUCUUGAAAAAGAGAGCCACUGGGCACAGUGGCUCAUGCCUGUAGUCCCAGCACUUUGGGAUGCUGAGGCUGAGGCUGGAGAAUCACUUGAGCCAAGGAGUCUGAAACCAGCCUGGACAACAAAGUGAGACCUUGUCUCUAAAAAAUAAAGAAGUGAAAAAUUAAAAAAAAAAAGAAAGAGAGAGAGCCAAAGAACUGUGGGAAAUCUUGGAACAGGGGAAAGAUCACGGGAGGCCCAAGGUGGGGCUUGACCAGAUCUAGUGUUUCAAGAAACCCAA
Molecule: messenger RNA, 4274 nt
Organism: Gorilla gorilla gorilla (western lowland gorilla)
Lineage: Eukaryota; Metazoa; Chordata; Mammalia; Primates; Hominidae
Gene: NAGS
Product: N-acetylglutamate synthase
Exons: 7
Coding region: 123-1727 (534 amino acids)
Biological process (GO): L-arginine biosynthetic process; glutamate metabolic process
Cellular component (GO): mitochondrial matrix
Molecular function (GO): L-glutamate N-acetyltransferase activity, acting on acetyl-CoA as donor
Source: RefSeq, a predicted model, not a curated record